This is a messenger RNA of Melanotaenia boesemani (Boeseman's rainbowfish), 890 nucleotides long. It is a transcript of the gene urm1, whose product is annotated as ubiquitin related modifier 1. Gene Ontology annotation, cellular component: cytoplasm; nucleus. Gene Ontology annotation, biological process: tRNA thio-modification; protein urmylation. The transcript has 5 exons. The record is from RefSeq and is a predicted model, not a curated record. Gene Ontology annotation, molecular function: protein tag activity. The coding region runs from base 30 to 335 and encodes 101 amino acids. Lineage: Eukaryota; Metazoa; Chordata; Actinopteri; Atheriniformes; Melanotaeniidae.
UUCCGUUGCUUCCUGCAUGUGCCGACAAUAUGGCAGCGCCCAUAGCUAUUCGCCUGGAGUUUGGAGGGGGAGCAGAGCUGCUUUUUGAUGGUGUGAAGGAACAUCAUGUGACUCUUCCAAGCCAAUCAGAACCUUGGAACGUGAAGCAGCUGCUGGUCUGGAUCCAACGGAACCUGCUGAAGGAACGACCCGAGCUCUUUGUUCAGGGAGACUCUGUGAGGCCUGGGAUUCUGGUGCUUAUCAAUGAUGCAGACUGGGAGCUAAUGGGGGAACUGGACUACCAACUAGAGGACCAAGACAGCAUUGUGUUUAUUUCAACUCUUCACGGAGGAUAAAAAAAUAUUAGGAAUACCAACGUCUCCUUGACAUUAUAGAACAAUUCAAGCCCCCGACCUACCCCCACCACCGGAUCCCAACAACAAGUCUCCUCAUUGGAUGCUGGAGAGGGUUGACCUGCAGCGUCAUCGCUGAUGAUGAUGUUGAGCAGGAUUGAGGGAACUUUAGAGAUGGUGAACUGUGUAGACAUUUUUUACUUAGAGUGGAUGGGAUUUCUGUUAUACGCCGUCUUCAAGUUGAAAAUCACAUUUGUGUCCCAGAAAAAGACUAGAAAACUCGUUAACUGUCUCAUGUAAUUGGCUUUUCUAAGCAGUGUAUAAACAUAUAUGAAUUAAUUUGUCAGAAGGUCAAACAGUUGAAAGAAAUUUAGAAAAUGAUUACAGAUUUGUUAUAAUCCUGCCAUUAAUUAUGUGUUUAUAUCCAUGAAUGCUUUACAAGUUUAAUUUAACUUACAAAUGUUAUGUCUUUCAACAUCUACCUAAAUAUGUAUUAUAAACUAUUAUCUUUAAUUGAAAGUGCAUAAUCUAUUUUUAUUAAAAGGUUAAUUAAAUGUU